Beauveria bassiana ARSEF 2860 is the source of this 1152-nucleotide messenger RNA. Its product is annotated as atmA protein. Bases 1 to 1152 code for a protein of 383 amino acids. NCBI's taxonomy places the organism in Eukaryota, Fungi, Ascomycota, Sordariomycetes, Hypocreales, Cordycipitaceae. The record is from RefSeq and is a predicted model, not a curated record. The transcript is spliced from 2 exons.
AUGGCUUCCUCACAACUUGGGUCUCCAAGAGGAGGUCCUUUAUCGCUACUUUUAUUUGGUAUUGCCAUCCUUGCCUUGUUUGCUUUGCUAGCCUUUCCCGUCACCAAUGGCUUCUUUGGUGCGAUCAUUCAUCAAGUACAAAACCAGAAGAUAGGGCUGAAUCAGUCUCACUUUGACGCCACCUUGACGGGUUGGAAACGGUUCGACGACGCGGCGAAUGCCCUUACACACUUUUUCUAUGAUCUUGUCGAUACGUCGAGCGCCGACAUAACGUUCUUCAUGGUUCCAUUUGGCGCAUCUGUAAUGGGAGUCACGCUCCUUGGAAUGAUUGAGAGCAACCGAAAGGGAAACAAAGGGCGAAUUCCUGCCUUUUACACCACAAUGGCCGUGCUGGGUCAACUGUUAGGACUGGGUCUCACAAGCCCAGUAUUCUACGCCCUAUCUUUGAGGGAACAGAGAGUGUCUUGGAACGCAAGCGAUCUCAGUGUUACUCCGGAGGCGCUCUACACGAUACCAAUCAGUGUUUUUCUGGGAAUGGCCGUCCCGACCGGUCUUGCUGCGCUGCCGGCGCCUUCCAUUUUGUCAAUUAACCAAAAGGUCAAUCUAGUGAGGCUUUGGGUAACGUUUCCUCUCUUGGUAUAUCUCAUCCAUCUGGCUCUGACGCCUCUUGCUCGGCGGAUCCUCAAGCCGACUGGACAACGCGACAGCCAUAAACGUCAGAGACUGCAGAUUGUGUAUGCUAUCGGCCUGCUCUGGAGCGUAGCUCCAUACUGGUACUUCUUGGCCAUUGUCUUUUCGGCUUCAGCAUUUCCUUUCGCCUUUGCGCCAGAUUUUGCAAGAGCUUGGAAUUUUCGACACAUGCUUGGGCUGAACAACCCUUUCUUGCUCGGCAGCCCGUUGCCGCCCAUAUCCACUGGAGAAUUCUGGUUUAUCCAGUGGGACUUUUGGCUGAUUGGUGUUUCUUGCCUCGUCUGGGCCCUGUCUUUGAGACUCGAGACUCCGAAGCUCGACGCAUUCUACCCCAAGGCAGUAAUUGUCGUGGAAGCGCUCACGUACGCCGCAACGCUCGGCCCAGUGGGUGCGGCAAUCGUUUUGAUAUGGCAGCGGGACAUGCUGCUAAUCAAGGACGACGAUCGGCCUAAACAGGCCUGA